Dama dama (fallow deer) is the source of this 609-nucleotide messenger RNA. RefSeq names its product M-phase phosphoprotein 6-like. Lineage: Eukaryota; Metazoa; Chordata; Mammalia; Artiodactyla; Cervidae. Gene Ontology annotation, biological process: maturation of 5.8S rRNA. The transcript has a single exon. The annotation marks the transcript as partial. The record is from RefSeq and is a predicted model, not a curated record.
ACAAGCCUGCGCGGUGGGUCCAGUUGCAGACCGCGGCGCCCGGUGGGAAUCAGUGUGGCGGCCGAGCACAAAACUAAGCUGUCCAAGAACUUGCUGCGCAUGAAGUUCAUGCAAAGGGGACUGGACUCGGAAACCAAGAAACAACUAGAAGAGGAAGAAAAGAAAAUCAUUAGUGAAGAGCACUGGUACUUGGAUUUGCCUGAGCUGAAAGAGAAAGAGAGUUUCAUUAUAGAAGAGCAGAGUUUCUUGUUGUGUGAAGAUCUUCUCUAUGGAAGAAUGUCAUUCAGAGGAUUUAAUCCUGAGGUUGAGAAAUUAAUGCUUCAGAUGAACACUAAGAACAAAGCAGAAGAAGUUGAAGAGCAAACAGUGGAGCUCGAUGUGUCAGAUGAAGAAAUGGCUAGAAGAUAUGAGACCUCGGUGGGGACAAUUGGGAAAAAGUUUGCCAAGAAAAGAGACUGUGCCAUUUACGAAGAAGAUGAAAAUGGAGACAUAAAAACAAUUAAAGCAAAGAAGAUGUUCUUAAAGCCCCAAGAUUAAAGUGGAGGCCUUAAGAUAUGGCUCAGGGAUGAGAGCAUAUUUUGGAACGCACUCUGUCAGCUCCUCUAUCGU